Molecule: messenger RNA, 5542 nt
Organism: Phlebotomus argentipes
Lineage: Eukaryota; Metazoa; Arthropoda; Insecta; Diptera; Psychodidae
Product: protein FAM135A
Exons: 12
Coding region: 1-4149 (1382 amino acids)
Source: RefSeq, a predicted model, not a curated record
AUGGCUGACCUUCAGGCCACAAUCGAGUUUGUCGUUGAACUGCACAAAUUCUACAAUGUGGACCUCUUCCAGCGGGGGCUCUACCAAGUGCGCUGCUCGCUGCGUGUCACCCCUCGUUUGCCCGUGCAGGUGGAGACGUGCAUACCCGAGAGCUCCCCAGGAGCCAGCAGCCAGCAGCCCAGCUCGCCCGGCGCCGCCACCCCGUCGGCGUGCGUGGUGGGCGGCGCGGGGGCCUCGCGCGUCUUCCAGAUCCUGUACAGAAACGAAGAGGUAUCUCUUCGUGACGUCGUAAUGUUCCGGGCACAUCUUCUGGUUGACAGCCGGCAUCUGAAGGAGUCGGUGGAGCGGGCUGAGUUCUCCCUCCACUUGGAGCUGUGGUUUGGCGAGCAGACGACCAACGGCACCAACUUGUCUCUGGCAUCAUCGCGGACGCUGCAGCUCAACUUCCACCCUGGCCGAGGUCUCCACUACCACCUGCCCGUCCUCUUCGACUACUUCCACUUGGCGGCCGUGAGUGUGGGCAUUCACGCCAGCCUCGUGGCACUUCAUCAGCCUUACAUCAAUGCACCACGGAGUACGAAGCCAUGGAUAGGCAGUGGCAAGCUCAAUUGUCGUGGCACCAUCUCGCCCGGUCCACUGGAAGCGGUCUUCUUCGGGCCGCAAGUCGGCAUGGGGAAGGCAAAGUGCGGCGGCGGAGCAGCUGCUCGUCUCACACAGGCGAGAGAGAUUCACAAGGAGAUUUGUGCCUUGCUUCUGGGAGCUCUGGAAUCCUUGAAACUCACUCUGGGUGAAUUCAGCACCGUUCUACCGCAUCAGUGGGCCGUCCUUAUGGGCGUCUCCGCCCAGAGUCUCACAUCUUCCGGCGAAGGCGAUCAGAGGCUGAAGAAGCUCGUGGAACUGGCCAAGCUCUGCGACACUGAGGAUGACUUCACAGCCCGUGCCAAUGCUGACAUCGCACAACUCUGCGCUGAGUGCAUCCUCCACUGGCGCCGCGUCAUGUCCUCAGCCGGUCAGCCCAGCGUCCACAGUCUCCUGGCCAAGAAGCACCACAUUCUGCGCGUGAAGCGCUUCUCCGAGGGAUUCUUCGUGAUGGAACACCCCAGACACACCACGGCCAGCUGCUAUGACACGCAGUACCAGAGCUACGUCAACAUCAGCGAGAUGGCCAGGCGAUCCCGAUACCUCUGCUCCCUGCCACCGCUUCCAGUCCACUGCACACCGCUCGACGGAGACGCCAACUCGCUGCCACUAAUCUUCGAGGACAGGUAUCAGGACCCACUGGAGUAUUCACGGCGACGGAUAGGCAGCGACCCUCACAUUAAUGGGAGAGAGUUAAUCCUCAAUACGAUGCACCACGGCAAAGGGACUCUGUUCAAUGCGAAGGAGUGCUCGUGCAUAAUGCCACCGCCAGAGGCUUUUAAGGGCAACAUCAUAGGGAUUCUCACGCCAAAGCUGGCCCUGGGCGGAGAGAUUCUGCAAGCCAGUCUCUCCAUAGCUCCUGCCGCCCAUAAAAAUCACAUUCGCUACCGGACGCUGUCGCGCCACUCAGUCUCGACACUCCUCGAGGGUGGAAACCAGUGGGAUCCGCCGCACAGCACCAUUUGCUUGGGCAACUGCUCGACUCUGCCGACGAGACACAGCAAGAGUCUGGACCAGCUAGAGACGCCCUUCCAGACCGCAGCGGCCAGUGAUGCAUGUCGAAGUGGGCACGACGAGCCCAGAUUUGCGGGUUCACAGCCAAACUCCCUGUCCAGCUCGCAGCGUCGCAGGAACAACGGAAAGACGACAAAGAGCGCCGAAGAUCUUCUGCGGAAUAUCAAUGAGUUCAGACAAAAGUACAAAAACCCUGGCGAUCCCACGAAGAAGUUAACACCACUGGGCUUGGCGCAGUUCAUCAAUGGCUACGUCAACGCCAUGCCAGACAAUCACGCGGCCACACUCAACAGAAACCACGAAGCCAGAGACGCGAAGGAUUAUGUGCACGAGAUGAAGCACAACAUCAACGGAUGUCACUACAACUCUCUGCCGAAGGGCACGAGCAUGGGUCUCCCGCCGAGGAACUCCUACCCGCCAAUCCGGGUGAAGAAGCACAAGCUGGUGAACGGGAAGGAGGGCGGCACUAUUUCCAGGCGGAACUCCAGAAGCUCCAACAGCAGCGCCAGGAAAGUGAAUGGGGAGAAUCACGCUCCGGACUCGUCCAGUUCCGACAGCGAGGAGUGCAGUUCGAGGACACGGAAGAGACAGCGACGCCUCCUGUCGUCCGCCAGCGUGCCUUUCAAGUUGGAACUGCUGGAGUUGGAUCCCUCAGCCACGCCUGGCAUCAGCGAGAGUCUGCCGAACUUGGCGCCGCCACCACCGGAAUUCAUCACCUCACCACCGAUGCGGAAACGCACCACGAGCCAGUCCACAUCCUCGCUCAGCGACCAAAGUGGAUACGUGAGCAGCCGCAAGAGCAGUCCAGGAGAAUCCAGUCCUGAACCGGAGAAGAACUACGACGACCACAUUCUGAACGGCGAGCAGCUGAGGAUGAAACUACAGAAGCUGUUGAGAGAGGAACCCAGUCGCGAAGUGAAGCCAAAGAAGUCAAGGGAACAGAACGGAGAUGUCACGGUUCACAAGAAAACCUCAACAGUAACAGUUCAAGUGAAAACGAAAGCGCAACAGCUCAAGGAUGAGUCUAAGGUGAGCAAUGGAGGGUGGUUUGAGGUGCCGCCCUUGCAGAACGGUCUCCAUCCCUACAUCAGGAAGGAACUUCUACCUCCCGCAACGGGUUCGCGCAGAGCCUCGAGUACAAAAUCAAAAUCCGAGUUUGAUCUCACGUCAAUGCCGGACAAUCAUCCGUUCGAGAAUCUACAAUUACCGCCGCCCAAGCAGUUCAUGGAUGCUCUCCUGCCGCCAGACGAAUUCCGCGAUCCGCCAUCGCGAACGGAGGAAGCGAGCACAACGAGAGAGUCCAGUCCGAGAGAUGGCGAAUCCCUCAAAUCACCACCCAGAUUGCCAGCCAGUGCCAUCGACAAUCCCUUGUAUCACAUCUGCGAGGCCAUCAAGACCCCCAAACCCAGGCCCAUGCUCAAGUCUCAGAGCAGCACGGAGUUGACCGUUGGGAAGAAUCUCGUGGAAGUGAGCAACAUGAAGGGGAAGACGAAAAGUGAGCAGACAAAUGGCACAAAGACACCGCAAAACCCUCCGUUUCAGCUGUUGGAGUUCGAAAAGUGUCGCGAGGAAUUCCGGAAGCAGAUUAAGUACACCGGCGCCAUUUACUCGGACUUCCCCAAGCUCGCAUCCGACAUGCCAUAUUUCCACAUUAGCGAUGAGUAUCGCGCAUUUUCCCCAAAUGGCCUGCAUCUUAUCAUCUGCGUGCACGGCUUGGACGGCAACUCGGCCGACUUGAGACUCGUGCGAACCUACCUGGAGUUGGGUCUUCCGGGUGCCCAUCUGGAAUUCCUGAUGUCGGAGCGCAAUCAGGGCGACACAUUUUCCGACUUUGAAACCAUGACGGAUCGUCUGGUGGCCGAAAUUAUGUAUCAUAUUGAGACAUGCGGCCUAAAUCCGGUUCGCAUUUCCUUCGUGGCGCAUUCUUUGGGCACAAUUAUUGUGAGAUCAGCCCUGGCGCGCCCCCAAAUGCGACCCUUGCUGUCACGACUGCACACCUUCCUGUCCCUCUCGGGACCACACCUGGGCACGCUCUACAACUCCAGCGGAUUGGUUAAUAUGGGAAUAUGGUUCAUGCAGAAAUGGAAGAAGUCUGGCUCCCUCCUCCAGCUGUGCCUCCGCGACACCGCCGACCUCCGGCAGAGCUUCCUGUACCGCCUCUCGCAGCGAAGCACGUUGCACCACUUCAAGAACAUCCUGCUCUGCGGCUCCAGCCAGGAUCGAUACGUGCCCCCGCACUCUGCCCGCCUGGAGCUCUGCAAGGCCGCCAUGCGGGACACGUCCACGCUCGGCGUUGUUUACAGAGAGAUGGUCCACAACAUUGUCGCUCCCAUUAUGGCCAGGCCGGAGCUCACUCUCGUGCGCUACGACGUUCACCAUGCCCUGCCGCACACGGCCAACGCGCUGAUAGGCAGAGCCGCUCACAUCGCUGUCCUCGACUCUGAGCUCUUCAUCGAGAAGUUCCUGCUCGUGGCGGGCCUGAAGUACUUCAGCUAGCCUACAGACGCAGGACACACAGCUGGCGCGGUGACUCACAUUGUGGAACUGAGGAUGAGGCUGGAAUUGCUACUGAGUGAGAUGAUAAAUGAGCCGCAAAUUCAUUAGACACAAAUGGGUGGCAAUUAAAAGGGUGUAGUUUAGUUGCUGAAGUUCAAUUAAUUCACUUCCCUUUGGGUUUAUAGUCCUGAUUAGGUAACAUUUAUAAAAAUCCUCCUCAACUUCUGAGCGUGUUGUUUCCUUUUUUUUCGCCGUGAUUAAAUGGUGGAAAAUUUAUCAUCACUGUUUUGGGAUAAAAAAAAGUGAAUUUUUUCAGCUUCUUCUUCUUUCGGGGGGUUUUUUUUGUUCUUUAAUUCACUGCCGUGUCUUAUGGAGAAACAUUUUUGAGUGUUGAACCUUUGGAGAGAAAGAGAAGAAAACCCUCUAAUUUAUCACUCUCAGAAGAGCAACUUUGGCAGACGAAUUGAGGGUGUGUGGAUGAAAGUGGGAAGAAAAACGAAUUAGGAUUGUUCAAUUAAAUCGCUUUGGACUAAAUAGGAGAGACUGACUUUCAAUUAUUCGAAGAAAAAAAUACUCAAAAGAAAAGCCCAAUGAUUUUUUUGUCUUUAAAAUCGAAAAAAUACCCAUUUUUCCUUGCAAAACUCAAUUCGGUAUUUCGGAAAUUUAUAGCGUGUAGUUAAAUCAAGAUGAAAUUUUACUCUUCUUAUAGAUUAAUCAAAAAGUAAAGAGAAAAAUCGAUAGGGAAUUUAAUGAGAAAUCAAUUACUGAAAUGCGUAAUUCUUAAAAAUCAAAAGAAGAAAAAAGAACAUUUAUAUUUUGUAGCGAUGACAAAACUUUUGCAUGAGACGUGAAUUUUUAAAAAUAAAAUCAAAUUGCAUCUCGAAAUGCGAAUGACUCGUUUUACUUUUUUAGUCAAAAGUGCGCGCAAAAUUUUUGUGUAGAUGAAACAAAAAAAAUGCUAUGAAGUCACAAGAUUGAGGGAAAUAUGAUAUAAUUAUGAAAAACUUAUGAUAGCAAAGUUUUAAUCUUACCGAUAUUGAACAAAGUGGAGCCGAAGUGCGUAGAAUGGAAUUAGAAAGAGAUUAUGAACAAUGUUGUAGAGUUUGAGGGAAUGCUAUAUAUUUUAGAAAUGGUAUGAAAACAAAACGAGUAAUCUCUAUUCAGUCCAAUUUUAGGUGAAUUAACGGAAAAUUGUCUUAUAAAUACCAAGAGAUGAAUAGUGUGGGUAAAUAUCGAUUAUACACCAUUAAAUUAUUGAAAUUUUCGAAGAAUAUAUUACAUGAAUUGUCGUAGGAGAGUCUGCAGAGAAAUAUGUCGUGUUACUGAUAAGUAGAAUUUUAUGAAUCCACGAAUUGUGUUAAAAUAAAGUUUAGUGAAAAAGAUUUAAGGAAAA